Molecule: messenger RNA, 684 nt
Organism: Lachancea nothofagi CBS 11611
Lineage: Eukaryota; Fungi; Ascomycota; Saccharomycetes; Saccharomycetales; Saccharomycetaceae
Source: the annotation of a GenBank genome assembly
AUGUCGUUGGUAACACCGCUGUAUUUCAGCGCUAUUCAACCGAAUUUUUACAGGGGAUCUAACCCAAGGGAGAUCAACAUACCAUUUCUUAUAACGCUUGGACUGAAAUACAUCGUGUCGUUAACACCCGAACCGCUAAACAAUGAUCCUGUCAUGGAGGUUUUUUGCCGGGAAAAAGGUAUCCAGAACAUUCACAUUGAAUGCAGCAAUGAAAAGGGACCCAAGGGCCCCAAAGACAAGUCUAAGACUAAAGUAAAACGUAAGAAGAAAGCGGUCCCCAUCGAGUACGACGUGGUAGUACAAUGCGUCCAAUUUUUGAUAGACAAAAGACACUAUCCAUGCUACAUACACUGUACGAACGGCGAGCUGGUCACUUCGCUUGUGGUGGCAUGUCUUCGAAAGUUGUCAUACUGGAGUACUGUGUCCAUAUUCAACGAGUAUUUGACGUACAACUCUAGCAUCAACCUCCACGAGCGCGGGUUCAUAGAGAAUUUCAAUCUAGAAAUAGACAUCAAUGAUUUGGAGAUCAAGGACAAGGUGCCCUGGAUCACCGUGCGUGCCAGUGACGUUUCUGAAUCGAAGCAGCGGGGAAACUCUAUCCAAAGCAAGCAAAGCAAUGUCAAGCGUGUCGCAAGCUUUCCAGGAAUGCUUCCCAGACUCAAUUUUCAUAGUGUUAAGAGUUAA